Procambarus clarkii (red swamp crayfish) is the source of this 709-nucleotide messenger RNA. RefSeq lists its product as uncharacterized. NCBI's taxonomy places the organism in Eukaryota, Metazoa, Arthropoda, Malacostraca, Decapoda, Cambaridae. The record is from RefSeq and is a predicted model, not a curated record.
AGGUGGGGUCGAGGUCAGCGAGCCUCACACACCCCCAACACCAGCCCAGGACUGUGUUUCUCAGUCCACACGCUCCCGUCCAGCCACGAUGACCUACCCAUUCAGGUUGUACGUGACGUUGUUCGCCUCGACGUGGUGGCUGCUGACGACGACGGCGGCGGAAGAUAACACAAAUACCACUAAACCAGAGACCAGAGUGUGGAGUCCGGGCCGCAUCACGCAAGUAACGCUUGCCGUGGUAGAGUCGACGCUCCUUACGUUAAUGUUGGUCUUUCCGCAAGUGAUGGACCCUAUCGUCUCCUUCAUCAACAAACACGUUGGUGGUAGUGGGUCGAGACGUCGGAGGGACGUGAGGGCGGUGGUGACGGAGCAGGCGGCGGCCAUCCACAACCUUCUCCUGGACGCAAUAGAUCAGUUCGAGGACAUGGACAACACCCUCGCUAUGGUUCCACAGUAGUGCCACCUGCACCCAUAAUGCGGGAAUUGUAAAGGCCUAGAUCUUGCAGGCCUUCUCUUUAAAAACUCUCCCCUUCUAGAGCAACUUCUAGUUCCCUCUAGAAGUUGCUCUAGGUCAGUGGUUCCGUGGCAUCCAAUUUUAUAAUAAAGUACCAGAACACGCAUAAUGUCUAGCAUGAACUCUUAACCAAACUCGCUGGAAAGAGGAUGCCUUGUAACCACCUAUAACAGUAAAUAAAGGUACAAUGUUAAA